Molecule: messenger RNA, 4071 nt
Organism: Fusarium coffeatum
Lineage: Eukaryota; Fungi; Ascomycota; Sordariomycetes; Hypocreales; Nectriaceae
Exons: 8
Coding region: 1-4071 (1356 amino acids)
Biological process (GO): transmembrane transport
Cellular component (GO): membrane
Molecular function (GO): ABC-type transporter activity; ATP hydrolysis activity; ATP binding
Source: RefSeq, a predicted model, not a curated record
AUGGAUGCAGAAGAUAAGUUCGGGCCCCAUCGGGCAAAUGUUUUUGAUUUCACGAUUCUUUUCGAGCAAAGUAUCCUAUCUCUUCUUCCUACUGGGCUGUUUCUUCUACUGGUGCCGCUAAGACUGCUCCUGCUGCGGAACAAUGAGAAGGUGUCGAAAAUUGGAACUCUAUUGUGGCUAAAAUUGGCUGCGGCUGGCUGCUAUGCUUGCUUACAGAUAGCCUUAGUCGUGUUGUGGUCUCAAUCGAAACCGACCAAGACGGCCAUUACAGAAUCUGUGCUUAGCCUGGUUGAAUCGGUAGCACUUGCUUCUUUGAUCUGGGUUGAACAUAUAAGCUCCAUCAAACCUUCCAAGCUCAUCAGCGGAUACCUUGCCGUUACAGUCAUUCUCGACAUUGCCCUGGUUCGCACCUUCUGGAUACGUUCAAUGUGGGCAAUCGCGGCUGUGUUUACUUCCUCUUUUGUUUUCAAAAUUAUACUACUGAUUCUCGAGGAAAUACCAAAGCCCUCAACAGGGGAAAAGAUACCCGAGACUUCAUCAGGCGUUGUUAAUCGAAGUCUCUUCUGGUGGCUGAAUAAUCUCUUUCUCCAAGGGCAUCGCGGCAUUCUUGAAACCGAAGAUUUGCAAGCCAUUGAUUCAAAAUUUGGUACAAGCCAUGUGACGGCACCUUUAGAAGAUCAAUGGGAGAAGGACCCCAAAAACGGACAGUUUAGCCUUUUGAAGUGUACCUUCCUUGCAUACAAAUGGCAGUUUGUGGCAGGCAUCUUCCCUCGACUUCUUCGGAGCGGUUUCAACUUCGCCCAACCAUUCCUCAUCCAAUCUGUUAUCGUUCUUGUUGGCCGGAAGGAAAUGUCGGUACAGAUCUCUAGUGGUCUCAUCGGCGCCACUCUACUCAUCUAUCUCGGCCUUGCCAUAUCUGGCGCAUGGUACAAGCACCUCUCAUUCCAAAUGGUCACGAUGUAUAGAGGCGGUUUAGUAUCGUUGAUCUUCAAGAAAACGCUAAAGCUCAAGACGACGUCUGUCAAGGACUCUGCCCCCGUUACACUCAUGACAACCGAUGUCGAAACAGUUGUAGCUGCUGGCUCCUCGAUACACGAUAUGUGGGCGAACCUACUCGAACUUCCCGUUGGUAUUUAUUUACUGUACCGUCAAGUCGGCCACCCAAGCCUUCUCGUGCUGGUACCAACACUGAUUACUACCAUUCUGAGUGGGGUUAUCUCCCCAGCAAUGGAACCAGCAACAAUGCGAUGGAACGAGAUGGUUCAAAGGAGGGUGGGUGAAACAUCAACCAUGCUGGAUCGAAUCAAAGGCGUCAAGAUGAUGGGUCUUACAGACUUCUUCGCCCAAACUGUGCAGGGUUUGAGAGUUCAAGAGUUGAAGGUGUCUGCAAAAUUUCGAUGGUUACUAGUGCAUUUCACCACACUUGCCAUGGUCUCUGCUCAGGUAACGCCGGUCGUUGUAAUACUUUCGGCCAUAUACUGGUCCAAAUCGGACGGAGGCUUGAAUGUUGCUGAAGCAUUUACAUCGCUUUCCUUGGUAUCGCUAGUUACUCAGCCACUUGUCAUGCUUCUUGUUUCUUUGAUGCAGAUUGCCGGAGUUGUGGCCGGCUGUGGAAGGAUUCAGACGUUCCUUCUACUGAAAGAGCAAAACAAGAUGGCGACAGAAGAUCCUGGAAAUGGCUUAGCUGUAGCUCUCAAGGAUGCGAGCUUUCACACCGAUGAUGGAAGUAUACUUCUCACCGACAUCAAUCUGCAUAUCCCCCGGGGGUCUAUCAGCAUGGUUGUGGGGAAGGUGGGAAGUGGAAAAUCGUCUCUACUCAAAGCUAUCAUCGGAGAGAACAUAUCAUCAGAAGGAACUGUCAAGUCGGAGACUUCUCCCGCUUACUGCGACCAGGUGCCAUGGCUUCGGAACACUACAAUCAGCAAAAACAUCAUUGGCCAAUUAGAGCUGGACGAGAUGUGGCUAUCCACGGUCAUACACUCUUGUGUGCUUGAAGAAGAUCUGGCCCAGUUGCCUCAUGGUCGAGAGACUAUUGUUGGAUCGGGAGGCGUGGCUUUAAGUGGUGGACAGAGGCAACGUGUUGCUCUCGCUCGCGCUGUCUACUCCCGUAGCAGCCUUGUUGUUCUUGACGACGUCUUCAGCAGUCUUGAUAAAACAACAGCUGAUACAGUCUUCCAUCGAAUUCUUGGGGAGAAUGGGUUACUUCGGGCAAGCACUGUCAUCCUGACAACGAGUGAUGCCCACUAUCUUUCCUUUGCCAACUACAUCACAGUGGUUGAAGACGGCCAAAUUACUAGGAAUCAGGUCACAUACGCCCAAUUCGAACCUAGUGAAGUAUGCAAAGCCAUCACUCCCGCUGAAACACCUGAGACCGUUCCAGAAAGCAUUGCCAGGCUUGAGCCAAAGAAGGAGAUCGAUUUGUCGCGAAAGACUGGCGAUACAGGGUGCUACAAGAUUUAUGUUAGAUCAAUGGGCUGGAAGGUCAUCAGUAUUGUCUUUCCCGCUUCAGUGGUUGGUGCGGUACUGGAAGUCAUGCCUCAAAUCUGGCUGAGGGUCUGGACAGAGCAAGGGGAGGGUUCAAAAGACGCCAAAUACGCAGGAGGCUAUGUUGGACUUGCUAUUUCCUCCAUGAUCCUAGCACUUCUGAACAUCGACUACUUCCUCAUCGUUGGUGUCGAAAAGUCAUCCAACAAUCUCCACGAGCAGCUUCUGAAUACUGUUUGCAGAGCCCCUUUGCAUUUCUUCACAACAACCGAGAGCGGGAGCAUCUUGAACCGAUUCAGCCAAGAUAUGACGCUGAUAGACAUGUCACUUCCUCUGGCGUUUUAUCUCACCCUCGAUUUAACCCUGCGCGGUUUGGUACAGACAGGAGUUGUUGCAUCUGGGGCAAAUUACUAUGGGACUUUCCUCCCACUUUCCUUCCUUGCGCUGUAUCUCAUUCAAAAGUACUAUCUCCGUACCUCCAGGCAGAUGAGACUCCUUGAUCUGGAAGCAAAAACACCGCUUUACACGCAAUUCGCCGAAAUCACUGCAGGUCUAUCGACUGUCCGUUCGUUCGAUUGGUCAAAAGAACUUUUGAACGAGAGUUUCGAGUUGCUGAACACAUCGCAGAAACCUUUCUAUCUGAUGUUCUGUAUCCAGAGGUGGCUUGAGUUGGUACUUGAUCUCUUUGUCGCUGGGAUGGCGGUGCUAUUAGUUACGAUAGCCUUGCGAGUUCCAGGCACGACAAGUGAAGGCGCGAUAGGACUCGCUAUGGUCAAUUUACUUGGUCUCAACCUGACUCUAACAACAGUGAUAGAUCAAUGGACAACUCUGGAAACGUCCUUAGGAGCCAUAGCCAGACUCAAAGCAUUCAUCGGCAGUACACCAAACGAAAACAAGGAAGUGGAGACAGAAAUGCCAGACAACUGGCCCGGAGGCAAGAUCGAAAUUGAAGAGAUCACAUCUUCAUAUAGCCUGGACAGAAAGUCUGUCUUUGUGGACGUUCUGGAAGGUAAGACGCGCCCCAUCUAUCAGGACGAAGCUGACAAUGCAGUGAGCGGAACUAUUCGCAUCGACGGCCAAGACCUCGCAACAAUAUCACGACAAUAUAUCAGAUCGCGGAUCCUGACAAUACCUCAAGACCCCAUCACUUUGUCAGGUACUGUGCGGAAGAACCUGGACCCGGAAGAGCGCGUUCAGGCAGAUGAGAUGCUCAUCCAAGCUUUGAAAAAAACGACCCUAUGGCCGACUGUUGAAACUCGUGGAGGGCUGGAUGCAGAUCUGUCUGCCCUCGGCUUCUCGGUCGGACAACUCCAGCUCUUUUGUCUUGCACGAGCUUUGCUUUCUCACUCGCCCAUUGUCCUUCUCGACGAACCAACAAGCAGCGUUGAUAGAAAUACGGAUGAGGAAGUGCGCAACAUCAUCCGAGAAGUUAUGCAUGGCCGCACCAUCAUUGAAGUCACACAUCAAUUAGAUCAUGUCACAGACUUCGACAUUGCUGUUGUCAUGGAAAGUGGUAGAAUAAUCGAGACGGGCGAACCGCGAGAAUUGCUAGCCCGUGAAUCAGCCCUGAGAGCGUUACGAGGAUAA